AUGUUAAAAAAGUCUGUAAAUUUAGAUAAGGACCAUGAAUUAGCCAAAGAGGCUGGAGAACAAUAUCGUUAUAACAUUGUGGAGCACACAUAUUUUCACAUGAAUGCAAACAUGAUACACAGUAAAUUAAUUCGUUUUUACAUCUCUGAAGUUAAAUUGUUCGAUGAUCAAAAAGCCAUGCUUCCAUUCGCAGUUUCACAACAUUUAGCAACCGACACCACUUGUCCAACUACUUCACGUGUCAUCGUCGUUUCUCGUUCUUUUCAAUGUCAGUUCCCGGCUAUUGACAGCUACUAGAAAAUCAUUUUAACUUAUUCCCUCCUACCACUUAUGAAACGACUGUGAUGUCAUACGGUGGCACUAAGUAUUCAUUUCUCAUUUUCUCAAUUUCAGUUUUUUUAUCACUUUAAAAUAAUUUAUCUGCUACAAAUUUAAUAACUAGAAAUCAUGUAUUACUUUCA
Molecule: messenger RNA, 461 nt
Organism: Gryllus bimaculatus (two-spotted cricket)
Lineage: Eukaryota; Metazoa; Arthropoda; Insecta; Orthoptera; Gryllidae
Source: the annotation of a GenBank genome assembly